AUGAGCUUCGUCACCCGCCGCGGUCUUUCGACCCUUAUCCCCCCCAAGGCCCUUGGUGCGGACCCCAACGCCGUCCGCAUGCAGCGCGUCGUCAACUUCUACGAGAAGCUCCCCCGUGGCCCGGCUCCCGAGGCCAAGGCUUCUGGCAUCCUCGGCCGCUACGCCGCUAAGCACUUCAACGGCAAGAACGCCUCUGCCAAGCCCAUCAUCCACGCCAUCGGCUUCCUCCUCGUCGUCGGCUACGCCCAGAACUACUACUUCCACCUCCGCCACCACAAGAACAAUGCUCACUAA
Messenger RNA from Colletotrichum aenigma, 294 nucleotides. Its product is annotated as ATP synthase subunit f. Gene Ontology annotation, biological process: proton motive force-driven ATP synthesis. The transcript has 4 exons. The coding region runs from base 1 to 294 and encodes 97 amino acids. NCBI's taxonomy places the organism in Eukaryota, Fungi, Ascomycota, Sordariomycetes, Glomerellales, Glomerellaceae. The record is from RefSeq and is a predicted model, not a curated record.